Messenger RNA from Aspergillus vadensis CBS 113365, 6506 nucleotides. Its product is annotated as putative myosin class II heavy chain (MHC). The record is from RefSeq and is a predicted model, not a curated record. The transcript is spliced from 2 exons. Lineage: Eukaryota; Fungi; Ascomycota; Eurotiomycetes; Eurotiales; Aspergillaceae. Bases 501 to 6506 code for a protein of 2001 amino acids. Gene Ontology annotation, cellular component: cytoskeleton.
GUCUCCUGCCAGUCAUCUUCCUCGUUCCCGUCACACCUCCAAUCUACUAGUCCAGAGGCUAAUCGUAUCUCGAUGCUGUUGUACGUUUAGAUCUAGGUCCCUCCGCAUCUUCCGCCAACUCGGCGCUUUCGCCGUCGCCGCAGCACCCUACAGAUCCGUCCGUCCUCCGUGACGAUUCCCUGCUGACGGUGCCAUUGACUUCCAUUUCCGCAACGCCAGGAGCGUCGAGUCUCUCGGCCGCUGGAUCCCCUGGCCGGUCGAGCUCCCCCCGGGGCCGCAGCGUCACCCCGAAUCCCCCGAAUACUAUUCCUACUUUCUCUACAUACCGGGCCGCCUGGGAUUCGUCAACCUCGCCGGAAAACCGAAGAGCGGAAAGUAGUAUCUACUAUACCACCGCCUGGGGCUCACCGUAUGCUGCACCGAGUCCUCGAAGACUGUCGUGGUCACUGAGUCAAGCCGGACCUGUCGACCGUGAUUCCGGAAAUAGCUCUCCGGUAUCGAUGCACAGUGGCAUCCGUAACGGUUCCGAAUCGAACAAUCCCGAGCUCUUAAGACCGUCUGCCCGGGACAGCUCAGCGAGACAACUGUACAGCGGCAAUUCCAGCCGGUCUCCAGCCCGAGACAUUUUUGGUAGGAAAGGUGGGAAGUCGAUAAAGGACUUUACGCAAGAUUGGAUUAAUCAAUACCUCACCGGUCAACCCAGAACCGAACGAAGCAAUUGGUUGAGCGACGAUUCGGGUAGUGAGGCACCUUCGUUUAUUACGGCACAAAACUAUUUCGCAGAGGACGCAUCGGACGAUUGGCUUGGCCUGGAACAAGAUCCUCGCGACGAGGACCUCCUGAAGACUCCCACCCUCGCUGACUUCGUAAAUCGAAGAGCAGCUCGCCGGGAAGGCAGUCUCCCACGCCAACGGACUAGAGAUUAUCUUCAUAAGCGAGCAGAUACACUUCGACAGGAGGACUUUUGGGGUUUCGCCUACGAUAAAGACCCUCAGCCGAUCACAAUGGAAUCAACAGAAGCACAGUCCCUUGUGGAACAGGGGCCCAACAAGGCACUUCCUACGAUAGAAAAACCGCUCCCUCCCACCCCGACAGACCCUUCCCUUACGGACCGACUUGAUACUCCUACCGAGCCGAAAGCCGUGAAAAGCCCAGCGCUCGACAGGAACAGCCAAACGCCGACACAACGAGUAAGAAAGAAGAUUGUUUGGCGUGGGAAAGCAUGCUUUAUCUCGCUGCCAUGUGACGACAAAAGAGGCACGGAGGAGUCUGGAUACCGUUUGUUGACGGUGGAAGAUGUCAAACAACGGUUGAGAGACUGGGAAGAACAGGGAUACGACACCCGUGGGUUCAGCGUCGGAUCGGAGGAUGUGUUGGAUACUGAGUUGGGUGGCCUCAGUCGUCCGCUUUUCCCAGACCCGGCAGAGAUCCAGGAGGAAAGACAGGACGGAAGGUAUGGGGUCAGCAUACCUGACAAAGCAGAGUGGGAUGCAUAUGUUGCGUAUCUUCAGGAAGAGAAAUUGCGUGCCCUGGGUGUGUUUUUGGAUGAACCCAAACCCUCAAUAUCCCCGGCCUCCGCUACUAUGAGCCAGAUGGGCCCCUUUCCCGGUCUUGUAUCGUCGCCACCGAUCCCGACAGGGUCAGCAGCUAGCAAUCCUCUAUCUUUGUCUCAUCAUUUCUCUCCGCAGCUGGGCCAGCCAGCAAACCCCGCCGGUCUGGGGACUCUGGCUUCCCCGGCUUCGCAGUUCAGCAUUCAGACGCCAUUCCUUGGGGUCGACCAAAACAACCUACUUCCUGGAUACCCUAUGCAAUUUCAGCCUACUCCUCCUGCUCAGGGCUCGCUCACUCCCCAGAGUUUCUUCAAUGCGCGGCAAGCAGGUCCCGCCGCAUCCAUUCCUGGAACGCUUCCUCACUUGGGCUCGAUUUUGUCUCCCGUGUCACCAUUGAACGAGCAGGGUGCCUUCCACCCUGGCUUGAACGAACAGCCAGGCCUACCGAAGGAGGCUUACGGUGGUCAUGAUCUGCAGGAUCAUGUCACUGAAGGCCAGCUGCUACGUCCCAUUCGCACCCCAACGGAGGGACCUGAUCACUUCCACGCCUCUACUGUUGAGAUCGCGCAGCCUACCCCUCGUGGCCACGACCGUGGUCAUAAUCUGAGCGAAACGCUACAGAAGGGCCUGGACAGAAUCCCGCCUAGCUAUCAUCUGGAAGAGACUAUUGACCGACAGCUUGAUGAAGGUGAUCGUGAGCCGGCUCUUCACAAUUUCGAUGGUUCUGAGCUCCUGCAAUCUCGUUGGGCUUUCCCAGGGGCGGACGCUCUUGCAUCCCAACAGUAUCCUCAGCACAUGCACCAGUUCUAUGGCGGCGAUUAUGCAGCAGGUAACGUCCAUGAUGGCUCGGAUAUCGAUACAAACCCGAGCCUUUCUGGGACGCCUCAGCGACAUGGUCCACUUGCGAACAACAUACCGUGGCAUGAGCCGAAGCCCAGUGCUGGUUCAUAUACCGGCGGACACCGUUCCAAGCUUUCGUCCUCUACUUUCAACGUCGAUGCGAAGGAGUUCAACCCAACAGCCUCCAUCCCAUCACAGCAAUUCCCCUUUCAAGAAAACGCCUUCCAACCCUCGGCUGUUGGAAAUCCCAUGUUCACAUUUGGCUCUGUGCCCAGCUUCAAUCCCUCCGCUAGCGCUUUCAAUCUUACCGCACCCCCCUUCACACCCAGUACUGCUGCCAACGAUACAACCACACAAGACACUGGCUCCAGCGAGUUUAAAUUUUCGACCGCCUCUCUCAAUGUCGCGGCUCCUGCUUUCAACCCUACUGGAAGUGGCUUCACUACGAAGUCUGAGGAAACUGCAAAUGGCAGGACCAAAAUAUUUGACGAUGUUGAUGUCUCGGAGGCAUCAAAAGCCUCCAAGAAGUCCAAGGCCAUUCCCAUCGUGCGGCCGGAUGAGACCGCGGAGGACAAGAGCAGUAAAGAGGAGGCUGAAAACGACAACGGCCGCCCAGUCCGCACUGACCGCCAUAAGCGUGCACGUCGCGGUGAUGAAGCAUCGGAUGGAGAGGCCCAGUUCAGCAUGUCGCACGCAUUGGCAGAGUCUGGUAACGUUCAACAAUCGCAAGUGUCCAGCGCACACGGUGUGCCCGCUGAAGGCAAAGAAAACGUACAGCCAGAGGGUGGAGACAACAAUGAAGCAACUCAAAAGCCUGUCUCGAUCCAGGACGACAAGUUCGCCGAAAGGAAAGAUACCCCCAUCAGUGAAGCGUCGACCUGGACACCAUUUGAGAAGAAGAAUGAGAGUACGGAAGCAGUCCAGGAGUCAGGACCGGCUACCGACAUACAGCCUAAGUCAGAGUCGGUAUCCGCCGAAGGAGGAAAUGCUGGCAACAAAGAGCAGGAAGGGCCUACCGAAGAUAACCAGAAGCACGCUUUCCUGUCACCCACUGCGAAGCCCUUCCAGUUCAAAGCCUCUGUUCCCGAAUAUGUGCCGGCUACUGCUGGGGAGCCGACACCUGCCCCCAAGCCGGUGGAUGAUGGGAAGAGCGAUGCCACCUCCAAAGCUCCGGUUUCACCUAAGCGUGAGCCUGUGCUAUCUGAAGCCCAUGCUGAUGAGGCUGAGGACUCGCCUGACGAUGAGGAGCUUAAUGCUAUCAUGGAGCAGUUGAAUGAUGAUUCGGAUGUUGGAAUUGAACGUCUGAGCACGCCUCAACCUCGUGAUCGCAUUCCCGAGUCUGCCCUGCAUCCGUCUAAAGAAAAGCGACACGCUCCUGCCGACAUCAGGAGCGAAGCUCCUAGCCCGAGCCCUGGACGUGGCCUGAUGGCCAACACCUUGAAUGUACCUAAGCUCGACUUCGAUGCUCAAUCUCAGUUCUCUGUCUCCCCCUCCAAGGGAGUCGGUUCUGGCAUUCCUUCUCCUGUGCGGCAUCUGGUCAACCAGAAUGAUCACAUCAGUGACUGGGACGAUGUGAUCUCUUCUGGUGAGGAUGAGAAGCUGGCAAAUCGGAGCAGAUUCUUUGACCGUCGGAUCAACGACCUCGUCGGCUCUGCCAUCGAUGAACGACUAACGCCGCUUGAGCGUGCGCUUGGUGUUAUCCAAGAGUCUGUCAUGUCAAUCGCACCCGGCCCUCGCACCAAGUUGGAGUGGAGCGCAUCUGUUGAGGGUGACAAUAGCGACGCUGAUGAUGAGGAUGAUGUAUAUGAGAAUGCCUCAUACAGUACCAGGUCAUACCUCCGCCAGAAGGAGAAACUUGACAAGCUAAAGACUGUCUUCCUGGAGGCACUCGCAUCUCGCGAUAGUGAGCAAGAGAAAGACCAAACAAUUUCCGAGCUCGUACAGCUGCGUGAAAGCGUCUCUGCUCUUCAGGCUUUGACCGUACAGAAGCUGUCGCAAGAUCCUGUGGACGAGAUGAGAACAAUGAUCCAAGACAUGAUCUCAAACCAACUGAACCAGCAGAACUCGCGACCCUCUGAAGCAGAGGAGAUCGGUGCUGAAAGCCUUAUGCUCCAGAUUGAUGGUCUCAAGAAUAUGCUCAGGCUCUCUGAUGAGCGGGCCGAUCAGGAGUACAAGCUUCGGCGAGAAGCUAUGGACUCUGUUGCGGAACUCCAGCGGCUUCUGAAGGUCGCCGAGGAGGAUGCUGCACGCCAUAGUGAAGCUGCCGAGGACGCCGAGUCCCGCUUGCUUCACUUCAAGGCUGAGAAGAUUCCUUAUUUCGAGAACAUCCAGCAUAAGGCCGACUCUCUUGAGAAAGAGCAAGAGACACUCCAGUUCACUCUUGCUGAGCUCUCCUCCAAGAACAUCGCACUUCAGGGCACCCUGGAUGAGUACCGCGUUUCGAGCGACAACUGGAAACGGGAUAGCGAGGAGUCUAGAGCUGAACUUGAGCAGGUCAAAGCGGAUAACAAGGAACUACGGGGUACAAUUGGCCAGUUGAAGACGCGCUUGGAGGAUGGCUUGAGUAUCCGACACAAUCUCGGUGAGAAGCUUGAUCGUCUGCAGGAUGAGAUGGUAACCGUGACUCGUGACGUUACCCGUGACCAGGCUUCUUGGCGCAGACGCGAGGAGGAGUUGAACGCCAAAUACAAUGAGCUUCGUGCAGCCUAUGGCCGGGAGGUGAAGCUCCGUGAAAAGCUCGAGGAGGAUAUUAAUGAGCUUGAAGCACAGGAGCGCGAGGCAGCCAAGUUGAAGUUCAUCUUUGGCCAGUCUCAGCAGGAGAAUGCCAGGCUUGAAGAGCUCGUCGCAAACCUGCGACUCGAAAACCAUGAUCUAGAGCUUAAGGCGGCUCGCUUUGAGCGGGAGUUCCAUGAGGCUCGUGAGAGCAGUCGCGUUGAGAUUCAACGUACCAGGAACUCGCUAGAGUCGGAUCUGGAUGCUGCUAACAGCCAGGUUAACAUUGUCCGUGCUGAGUUGGAAACACAAAUCCUUCGCCUCCAGAGUCAAAUGGACAACGUCAGAAUGGAAAGUGACACUGCCCGGGAGCGCUACGAGAUGCUGUUGGAAGAAGCCAACGAAACCAGGGCCAACAAUUUGGCUGCUGCUGUCCAAGCUAAGGAACUGGCGGUGGAAGAACAACGGCAGACGCACGAACGGGUGCUCAAUGACCUUCGGGAACGCCACGCGCGUGCGCUGCACAAUGCUUCUGAGGAUCGACAGCGCACGGAAUCCCAUCUGCUCGACCGCCUGGCUUUGUCCGAUGACAAGGUGAAGCACUUGGAGGAUCGGGUUCAUCAUCUCGAGGAGAGGCUCGAGAUUGCACAGUCCGCUGCACGUGCUGCUGCCGAGGCCGCUCAAUCUGCCAAGGCAGCGCCUGCUAUGGCACCUGCGCACUCGAACUCGCCUUCAUUGGCAUUCCGUGAGGGAUCCACUAUGCCUGAGAAGAUCUCGCCUCAAGCUUUGAGGGAGUCAAUCUUGGUACUUCAGGAUCAGUUGCAGCAGCGUGAAACUCGCAUCGAAGAGCUGGAACAAGAAGUGGCUGCCGUUGACAAGGACGCUCCAAACAAGAUCAAAGACAAGGACACAGAAAUCAAUUGGCUGCGUGAACUCCUGGGUGUUCGCAUUGAUGACCUCCAGGACAUCAUCACCACUGUGUCGCAACCUUCCUUCGACCGCAAUGCUGUCCGCGAUGCCGCCAUUCGUUUGAAGGCCAAUUUGCAGAUGCAGCAACAGGAGAGAGAAAGAAUCCAUUCCGGACACAGUUUCCCUAGCCUCUCCUCCUUGGCAGAAUUAACUGCGUCACCACGGAAUCUUCCUCUCGCAGCUGCAGCGGCAUGGGGCAGUUGGCACGCCGUCGAAGUCCGGAAAUGCAAGCUCCUUCUUGUCAGGCCUUUUGACUCCUCCGGCCUCCAGUGUUCGACAAGCUUCACCCCAAGCCGUUGGUACUUCCGCGACGAUGGGUUCCAGGCGUCCAUCGGCGAGUCGGCCUCUGAGGAAUUACGACACGACGCCCAAGGCCGCUCCAGCUCGUGGAAGCAGGAUGCGAGAGCCGCCGAGUACGCCCCCGUUGCUCCGUAG